GCCACUUCCUCCUUUGUUGUUUGUAACAUGCUUGAUGUCAGUGGAGUGUUUACGCAGCAAAAUAACAGAGAUCCGCACACCAAAAUCAGCACCAGAAUGUCUGCCAUCUAAAUUUUGGCGAUCGCAUCAGGGAUGACUCCAGAAGUGCUUUCAAUAUUCCAGGUGGUGUGGCAGCAUUGAAAGAUGUCAGCUAUCUGUGACACAUCUGAAGAUGUUCCCCACGUUAUUAGUAGAGACUUGAGCUGAAGGUACAGGGACAUGGAUGAUCUGAGCUCCACGUCUGCGAUGCCAGCUGGCUGGAUCAAAGAAGUGAAGCAGCGCAAAGCCGGGAAAACUGCAGGAAAACUGGAUGUGUACAUUAUAAGUCCUCAGGGGCAGAAGUUUCGAUCAAGGCCAUCCCUGCAAGCCUUUCUCCUGAAGAAUGGGGAAGAUAAUGUGGACAUAUCUCUCUUUGAUUUCACCACACCCAAAGAUCAUGUUAUUACCUCUUCACAAACUCUGUCUUCCAAACUAAAGGAGAGGAAACAGAUGAAAGAAAUGCUGGGUACACCCUCACAAAAAUCUGAAAGCACCAUUUCUCCCUCCAGAAAAGAUUCUAAACAAAAGAAAGAGAAAACUGCAGAAGAUACCGAUCAUAAGGAAGCAGACUUUGUACCGGAGAAAGUCACACAUUCACUAGAAGCUUGUGAAGAGAGAACUGAUGAGACUGAGAAGUGUUGCUUGCAAGCUGUGCCCUCAGGAAUAGAGUGUGAUGUGAAUCUGCAGAAAACUCCUCAAAGCAUGGAGCUGCUGCGUGAAAAGUUACUCCGAUUGGCUCCUUCCAGUGAUAAACAAAACACUUUGAUCGUUCACAAGGAUGUGCAGGCAGACUCACAGCCUUCAGUCCCGGCUCUGAAUGUUGAACCUGCCACUGACAGUGAGAACGAAGGUGAGGAGGAGCUCGUUCAGCCUGUUUCUCACAGCAAAGGUGAGAAUAAAUCUAAUUCUGAACCUGGGGCUGACGCUGACAGUAAUCUGGAUGUGGAAGACGAGGCGGUGUCACCUGACAUGAACGGUGGGAGUAACUCUCCAGUGCAGGAUUCCCAGAAUAAAAUUUCUAUUCUUUCUGUUGUCUUGGCUGUCUGUCUAGAGACCAAGAGCUCCAAAAUCAAACGAAAUAUUAGCCCCUAUUUCAGCCGGAAGCCCCUCAGAGAUGAACCAAGUCCACCCAAGAGGAAGGCCUUUAAAAAGUGGACGCCCCCCCGAUCGCCUUUCAACCUUGUGCAGGAAACCCUUUUCCAUGACCCGUGGAAGCUCCUGGUGGCCACCAUAUUUCUGAACAAGACGAGCGGUAAGAUGGCGAUCCCAGUGCUGUGGCAGUUCUUUGAGCAUUACCCGUCUGCAGAGGUGACCCGAGAGGCCGACUGGAAGCCCAUUUCUGAGCUCCUAAAGCCACUCGGACUUUAUGAGCUCAGAGCCAAAACAAUCAUCCGCUUCUCAGAUGAAUAUCUGUCUAAAGUGUGGCACUACCCGAUUGAGCUGCACGGCAUCGGGAAGUACGGCAACGACUCGUACAGGAUCUUCUGCGUCAACGAGUGGAGAGAGGUGACCCCUUCUGAUCACAUGUUGAACAAGUAUCACGCCUGGCUGUGGGAGAACCACGAGGCUCUGGGAAUCUGAACCCCAGGAGGAUGAAGCUCGGACUUUCUCAGAUCUUUCUCUGUCAUAUCACGUAUUAACAACAGUUAUGUUUCAAUAACACCUGCACUAUCAUCAGCAUAAAAAGUUUUACUUCGUUUUAAAACCAUGCUUAAUAGCUUUUGUUGAAAAAGUUUUACUCUGCUUCGCUAUAAAUGAAUAAAAUGUUUUAAAUGGUUUAAAGUUGAACUGAUUCC
Molecule: messenger RNA, 1874 nt
Organism: Salarias fasciatus (jewelled blenny)
Lineage: Eukaryota; Metazoa; Chordata; Actinopteri; Blenniiformes; Blenniidae
Gene: mbd4
Product: methyl-CpG binding domain protein 4
Exons: 8
Coding region: 259-1659 (466 amino acids)
Biological process (GO): DNA repair
Cellular component (GO): nucleus
Molecular function (GO): DNA binding; catalytic activity
Source: RefSeq, a predicted model, not a curated record